This is a messenger RNA of Paramecium pentaurelia, 385 nucleotides long. The record is from the annotation of a GenBank genome assembly. NCBI's taxonomy places the organism in Eukaryota, Ciliophora, Oligohymenophorea, Peniculida, Parameciidae.
AGUAAUUAUUUAUAUUAUAUAUUAAUAGCAAAUAGAGAUGAAUUAUUACAAAUGUUUAUCUAAAAUAUAAUUUAUGGUUUCUGUGCUGAGUUGUAAUAUUUGUAAUUGAGAGAAGUUCAUAGAAAGAUUAACUUUAUAAAAGAUUCAUACAAUAUCGAAAUCACUUUGACCAAAGAACUAUGUAAUAUAUAUAUAUCUAAUAAUAUAGGUAAAUAUGCUGAAACACUAAAACCUAUUCAAUUUGUAAAAUAAAUGGAAGCAUAAGAUCUAUUAAAUGAAGUAUUAUCUUUUGGUGAAUAUCCUAUAAAUGAAGCUAAUGAUAGCUACUUUAACAGAUGGAAAACUAAAUUUGAAGAAAAAUUUUCAGAAUAUAAAAAAACAUGAU